UCGGCUUCAAUCCCCCAUCUGCCCGAUCAACCUUUGUCGGUUCUCUGAACGAUCCGGCUUAUCGAGUAUCUCCUUGCUGGAGCCCGUCUUACCACGCCCCCAACCGAUGGAUCCCGGCGCCGAUCCUUCCCGCACCAAGGACUCAGCCGCAGACGAUCAGUCGGCCGUGCCUGGCCAGGUGUCGCUGAUGCAAUCGGCUGCUGCCCACAUCCACUCGAGCCCAUACGCCCCCCCGCCAGACACCGGCCUGUCCAGCCCGUCGCUCUUCCAUCCAAUGCCGGCAUAUCCCUCGCCGUACGUGCAUCCGGUCGAUCCCAUGUAUCCGUCGCAGUAUAUCCCGCCGUACUACUCGCCCUAUCCGAUCCACCCAUAUCAGCCUCCGCAACCCUCGAUGCCUCCGAUCCAGCCCAUCCACACCAUGUUCGUGCCGCCACCAGUCCCUCAUCUCCAGCCUGUCGUCAGCACGGUCGAGAUGGCUCUUCCGCUGGCCUCGGGACCUGUCGCCUCCAUCCCAGCCCCGCCUCCAUCCAGCCAAGAGCACUCCUCCGCCGCCCGAGGUCGGACAGCCUCAUCGGCCCACGAUCCCAUGGACGACGACGCCAGCCACCACGACGAGGAUGACGAGAUUCGUAUGCUUCGAGAGACUCAGCGCAGGGAAAUGCUCGAGCUGCAAGCCCGGCAGGAGGAAAACCUGCGACAGCUGCAGCUCAAGCGCUCCAAAUCCGAUCGCAAGCCCAGGUCGGCUUCGUCCGACGACCGAUCGCUGAAACGGCUGUCGCUGCUGGAGAUGGCUUCCCAGCAGCCGGUGUAUCCCCAGACCGGCUCCCGUCACAACACACCGCCGGCUCCCUCGCUGCCGUCGUCACAGCAACCGCAGCAGCAGUCUCUCUUGCCGGCAAGCUCAGUAUCCCAGGCGCUCGCCCAUGCCCAGGCUCAGCUGGCCACCCAGCCGCAUCUGGUUGCCUCGCUCCAGGCCGCCACUGACAUCCAUGUGGACACCUCCAUGGCCGAUGUCCUCUUCCAGAGCACAGCCCACAACCCGUCGUCCGAUAUCCAGCCAUGCAUGCCAUACGAUGCCGAACGCCUCGAGAAGAAAGAGUACGACUCGGCUAUGAACGCCUUUCUAUCGCCCUACAUGAUGCCUGGAGCCGGCAACUAUCCUGAAGAAGAAGAUUACUUUUCACUUGUCUCCCCUGCCAUCAAUGCCAUCAACAUGACUCCUGGCAUGACGCCGAGUCUAGACUUUCAGCGAAUCAACCUACAAGGCGUCGACGCCUUCUCGCCCCUUGGUUCACCCGCGCUGCCUGUGCGACUCCCGAAUGGCGAGAUCAUCAAUCCCCACCAGCAGACAGCGAUGCAUGCUGAGAUCGUCGGAGCGCUUUCGAAUGCUCUCGCGGCCAGCGCCGGGAUGCCGUCGCCCCUGAUGCCCGGCUCCUCACCACAGCUCCCACAGCAUCGCCGGUCUAACCUUUCGAACGUUGUUUCGGUCGACCCGAGCAGCUCCUCGGCUGGACCCGCUCCGGUGGGCUCGCCUUCGGCCUUGGCUCGUGCCCGGCGCGUUCACUCGGCCCUGGCCUCCUCGGCCCCGUAUUCGUUGUCCAAGAAGCGUAGCGAGCGUAACCUGCGGCGCGUGCCACCCCCGUCCGCAUCGACUGCAUCAACCUCGAAAGGCGAAGCGUCUACCAGUCGGAGCAGCAGCAGCGAUGCCAGUGGACACAUGAUCUACAAGGACGACGGCAUGCCGCUGCCGCAGGCCAAGUCGCCGGAAGCACUCACUGGAUUUGGCACCAACCCGUCCUCUCCGACAGGCCCUAUGGGGGCGCUUGACGACGAAACAGGAUCCGACGACUCACCCGGCGGCACCUUUUCGGCCCCUCCGUUCAAGAAGCCAUCGGGGCGCAGUCACCUGGACAGCGGCAUUGCCGAGACGAGCGACAGCGAUUUUAAGCGGCCGCACCGGCCCGGCGCCCGGACUUGGAGUAUGGACAAGCCCCAUGACUCGGGCUCGUCCUCGUCGUGCACCGGCGGCAGCCUGAGCGAUGUCAAUAUGGACUCACCUCGAGCUGCCCCUGAUACCCUGCUCGGCUCACUGAACUCGGUCCCGAAGCUCCCCAUUGCGCCCGUGACGCCCUCGCAGAUCAUGAACUCGCUUGAGCAGAAAGAUUCCAAAUCCAAAUCUGCAAAGAAAUCAUCGCAGGAAGACGUCUCUGAUGCCAAUGCAAGAAUGCUGCAAAUGCAAGGCGCAUCAGACCUCGGUCAAGGAAUCGAGGUGCGCAAGAACAACCACAAGCAGGCCGAGCAGCGGCGGCGCGACUCGCUCAAGCAAUGCUUUGAGGAGCUUGGACAGGUCCUACCCUCCCUCACCGAGAAAAAUCCGAGCAAGGUUCAUCUGCUCAAGAAAUCAUUUGAGUUCAUCAUGCAUCUGAAAACCAAGGAGGGUGAGGCCGACGAACAGAUUGAGAGGCUCCAGAAGGAUAUCGAGCAGGCCAGGCGCUCAAAGUCACAGAAUCACCAAAUGGGAUGAUGAGCUGCGGCCGAUGUAGGGGCCAGCGGCUCGCUCCGGAUUCGAGCGUCGAGCGUCUCUCGAUCGCUGCGGCACACCGGCCGGCCCCAACGCACCACCAGACUCGUUGCGACGUCGCCCAGCCGCUUCUCUCCACCCCUUGUCAAAUCACCACUGCCCGUCGAUUCCAGUCGGGCUGUCACGUCCGAGGGUUUACGAAAUGGACCAGCCUCUAUGUACAGUUUGUUCCAGAAAAUAUAUAACGGGACAGUGUCCCUUUUUCUCUGGCA
Molecule: messenger RNA, 2793 nt
Organism: Polychytrium aggregatum
Lineage: Eukaryota; Fungi; Chytridiomycota; Chytridiomycetes; Polychytriales
Exons: 6
Coding region: 107-2524 (805 amino acids)
Biological process (GO): positive regulation of transcription by RNA polymerase II
Cellular component (GO): RNA polymerase II transcription regulator complex
Molecular function (GO): protein dimerization activity; DNA-binding transcription factor activity
Source: RefSeq, a predicted model, not a curated record